Trichomycterus rosablanca is the source of this 2634-nucleotide messenger RNA. RefSeq lists its product as uncharacterized. Lineage: Eukaryota; Metazoa; Chordata; Actinopteri; Siluriformes; Trichomycteridae. The coding region runs from base 82 to 1677 and encodes 531 amino acids. The transcript has 5 exons. Gene Ontology annotation, biological process: regulation of transcription by RNA polymerase II. The record is from RefSeq and is a predicted model, not a curated record. Gene Ontology annotation, molecular function: DNA-binding transcription factor activity, RNA polymerase II-specific; RNA polymerase II cis-regulatory region sequence-specific DNA binding.
AAAGUCUAAUAAUUUGUUCCAAAAGAAUAGCAGUAAGGAGAACCAGUGCUUCACAUCUGUAUCAUCGCAUCCGAGCCAAAGAUGUCCGAGAUGAUCGUGACCUUUCAGACCCAGCUCUCCGGGGUGAUGGAGACCGUCUUUAAAGCCGCUAUAUUCGAGAUUACCAGGCUGGUGGAGGUCAGUUUUCUGGAUGAAGUGUCCCGCAGUCGUGAGCAGGUUGAGUCUCUGAAGAAGAAGCUGCAGUGGUCCGAGAGCAGAGAAAAGGGAAGAUGUGAUUGUUCCAGUGCCAAAACCCCUAAGACACACGUCCAGAAGAGAGAUUCACCCACCCAAACAGGUGAAGAAAUGACUCAGUAUCUGAAAGAGGAACGUGUGCAGAAGAGCUGGGGGAACUGCAGAGCUGAGGAGAAGAUCUCAUGUACGGUCAUGGCUGAAACAGACGAUGCAUCCACAACCGCUAACGUCGCAGAGCAGCAGACAGUCCAGGAGGAAGGGAAGCUGGAGUGCACGCUUAAAGCCGAGGCUGUCCAGACUGCCAUCGGUACCGAGCGGCAAGACGAGUGGAAACUGAGCACCGAAGUUCCAGAGAGCUCGGUCAGCUCCGCUCACGAUAAAACCUACAGCGAGCAGGUGCUGCAGCAGAUUCAGGACGAGUGGAGCUCUGGGCUGGAUAACGCGACAAAAGCCGACCCCGAGCCGGACAUGAACAACAUCCAGGGUCUGCUGUACAGAAAUCGAUAUAACUUGGAGGAUUUGGGAAGUUAUGGCAACCAUGAACUGAAUAUGGAAGAAAUGGAUGGCUUGGCAGAAGCAAAUCGGAGAGCCGGAGAGGUUUUGGGAUUCGGCGGGAUGGCGGGAACGUCGCGAUCUGACGCGAGCACGUCGGAGGAGUGCAGGAGACGCGCCAGAAAUAAACGAGAUAAAAAGGUUUUGCCGCAUUUACACGACAAUCCGGGUACAGCCGCGAUCGACUGCAUGAUAAUUAAUGAGGAAGGAUUCCUGCAGGACGUGAACAGUCUCCCCCAGGCUGCGAGUGUCCACGCUGCGGACUCGCAAGUUCAUCCCAUGUAUAAUAAAGACAACAGCUUCUACAGCAGCGACGCUUUCAUCCAGUCGUUAGACCUGAACAACAGAUGUGCAGAAAUCAUGGUGGACGCGGAACAGGGAGCUCUCAGUUGCACCCAGUGUAUGAUCACGUUCUCAGACCAGGCUUCCCUAAAAGCUCACAUGAACGCCCACAGGCAGCGCAUCCCGACCACCCCCUACACGUGCAACCAGUGCGGGAAGAAGUUCCCCCAAGCCUGCAACCUGAAGGUCCACCAGCGCGUCCACCAGAGAGAAGGUCUGCACAUGUGCAGCCACUGCGCCAAGGGCUUCUCGUCCUUCGCCGACCUGCGCCGGCACCGCUGCAGCCAGGGCGGAGAAAAGCCCUACAGCUGCUCGCUGUGCGGGAACAAUUUCAGGCGCCUGUGGAACCUCAAGCUGCACCGGCGCAUCCACACGCAGGAGAAGCCGCACCGCUGCAACAUGUGCGACAAGAGCUUCACCCGAGCCGACAUCCUGAAGAUCCACCAGCGCACUCACACCGGAGAAAGGCCGUACAGCUGCAAGAUCUGCGGACUCACGUUCAAGCGCCUCGACCAUCUCAGAUCUCACCAGCGCAAACACACCGUCUGAAUGACCGCUGUACCGAAGUAUCAGGAAAAGGCGGCACGGUGGCUCGGUGGGUAGCACUGUCGCCUCACAUCAAGAAGGUCCUGGGUUCGAUCUCCAGGCGGGGCGGUCCGGGUCCUAUCUGUGCAGAGUUUGCAUGUUCUCCGGGAUCUCCGGUUUCCUCCCACAGUCCAAAAACGUGCAGUCAGGAUAAUUGGAGACACUGAAUUGCCCUAUAGGUGAGUGUGUGUGUCUGUGUGUCUGCACUGCGAUGGACUGGCGUCCCAUCCAGGGUGUUACUGUGUGUCUUGCGCCCAUUGAAAAGCUGGGAUAGGCUCCAGAACCCCCCGCGACCCUGAUUGGAUAAGCGGAGAAUGAAUGAAUGAAUGAUUUAAUUAAAACUCCAAUUUAAAACAAAGUGGGAUAUAAAGGACAGAUGUAAAAACAAUAUUUUAACCUGUAUUUAAUUAAAAACAAGCUGUACAAAGACAAAAUAUUGUGCAAACCUGAUAGAUAAUAACGUGCUCAUUUUUUAUUUGAUGGAUGUAACAUUCCAAAAAGUUGGGACAGGGACUUGUUUGCCUUUUUUUUUUUCAUCUCCUUUCUUUUAUAAACUUUUUGUAAUGGAUCAUGCACUGAGAACACCAACUGUUAUAAUUAGAGAUGGGACGAUCGAUCGGCUAUGAAUCGGUAUCGGCCGAUUUUUAAUCAAAAUAUGCUAUCGGCGAUCGGCGAUAUUUCCUAAAAGUAGCCGAUCCGAUCGUGUGAUAUAUAAAGAUCACGUUAAGUUAACAGCUCAGUGGAUCGAUCCGGACUUUGAGCUACGAAGCACCAACCAUCACAUCACCAUUCAUCAACCAUCGUACAGAAACCACAGUGAAAGCUCUUCAUGACCUAAAAUAACAUCAUGAACGUUGUGCAUCACACACGAUGUAAUUUUGCUGAUUGUAAUAUUUACUUUAAAAAGAUAAUUCAACCCGG